UGGGGGAGUCGGGGGAAGGGGGGCAUAAUAUCGGCGUUAUGAUUGGUCCGGUCGACUGUCAAUCAAACUACACGCCAAGGGUCAAUUAGGAAUAGAGAAAGGGUGACCAAAUAAAUGAUUACUUGAUUGUCUUUAUUGGUUUCUUUUCAUGGGUUGUGGAACAAAUGUUAUGUUGAAUGCAAAUAUACAUACUGUAUGCAAAUUAUGAAGUAACUUGACUGUGUUGGGGUCUUUUUUGCCUUUUUGGCUUGGCAUUAAAAGUAUUAGCUGAGUCAUAAAUAGCACGUGUUUAAUCACUCUGGAGACAAGAAAAUUCCCUGGUGCAGAAGAUGACCGAUGGCACCACAAGAACUACUGUCCCCUAACCUUCACUAGCGACUCUCUUUAUCCGCAACACAGUCCCAAAGAAAAGUCAGGCAAUUUUUAAAUGUACUAUAUUAUGUACUAAUUAUAAUAUUGUACUAGAAUAAUUUACCAAUUAUAAUGUUGCUAUAUUUUAUUUUAAAUAAGUCAGAAUAUACAUCUAAGUGAAAUCUAGCAUCCACUUGCUGAGAAGUGAAGUUGAGAUGACUUAAGUAGCAGUAGGCUCUUCCCAGCAAAUGCAAUGCAUUCUGAAGACGUCCACAGUUAAUUUUAUCCUCCAUAUUGUGAGUGACAAUGUGUUUAAAUUAAAUUAGAAAGAACAUGCCUGUUUGGUAAUUGGGAAGUACUCGUCGUGCCUCAGGAACAUUUUGGUACAUCGUUGUGACCAGUAUGGUCGGGUCCAGGUGCGUCUUAGGACGUAAUUACCACAUUCCAACAACGUCCAAUGUUAUGUCGUCACAACAAAUAAGGGACUCACAAAGUUUUGUUGCUGUAACAAAUAUGGUCCGGUUUAUUUGUCCUCACAACGUAACUGUUGCAUGCUUUAAUUCAUGGAAAACACUUGGUUUAUGGCAACCGUGCCUGGUGUGUAAGGUUUGUUUCUAGAGCAAUAACUUGUGCUGCGGUGUCACUUAUGCAAUUCACAAUUUACAGAUAAAUUGUUUAGUCUUCUCAAGUCUGCCAUAGUACCCUCGCUGCAGUUAAAUAUACAUAAAUACAUGAAAGUGUAUUUAAAGGAGCCGUAUGUAACAUUGACACCUAGCGGUUGAGCUUGGUAUCGCAGUCCAAAUUCAAAAUAUUUUUUCAAAAGACUAUGCUCACAGGAGUUGCCAGACACUAACAGGAGUGUAAUGGAAAGCAUCAACUCUUAAACUGAGAGUUUAUCUGAUAAUUUAUACGUUUUCAGUGGUUUUGUUGUUUGCAAAUAUAAAUCGAUCAGCAGUUUCAGAGGUUGUGCCUUUCAGAGGUCACAUUUACGGGCUAUAUUGCCGUCUCGUUUAAAUAACUGUAAAAAUAUAUAUAUUAGGCCUACGCCUGGUAAGUUGUAAAAAAUAAUAUAGUAAUUCUUUAAGUUUGCAACGUAAUAGUACCGGAAAGGGUGGAAUCUGCUAUCUCUGACCCAGAUCGUUUGUUUUCUGUAAUAUGUUAUUGUUGCUACUGGUAACCGAGCUGACGAAAUACACUAGUGGAUAAAUCGUCAGUGGGUGGGGUCACACGGACCAAAACAAAAACAGACAUUCCGGCACGGAACGCACAUUUCAGAGUGGAAUAACUGGCUAAAGCAUUGUUUUUUGGACAAAACAAUAUAUGAACUUAGCAUGUUUCCUAAAUGUCUAUGAACAUAUUAAGGUAUUUAUUCGAUUUAAUACAGUAUAAUUAUUACAUAGAGCUUCUUUAAAAUGAAAGUUCAAACCCAUCUCUUUUGUGAAUACCUGACAGACAAAUGAGAAAAAAAUAAAAUAAAAUAACCCUCUCUCUUUCUCUCAACAGGUAGUGGUCUAGCUUUUGUUGAAACUUUGUAUUGGCACCUAUUGCAUUAUUGCUCCUGUUUGACAUAUCGCUUAUUGCUCCUUAAACUCUUUGUAAGUCGCUUUGGAUAAAAGCGUCUGCUAAAUGUAAAUGUAAAAAUACCUCAGCCAAACGAUAUCUGCAUUGUUGCACAUUUUGGUCUUGUAUUUAAACAAAAAUGUUUAAUUGAAGCAAAACAAUUGAAGGGGGAAUCUCAUUAGGAAAUAAAUGUUUUUCUCUAAUAUACUCUGGCCACAAUUAUUAGCCCCCCUUCAUUUUUUUUUCUUCUAGCUCCAUUUGCAAGUGAAGUGCAAGUCUUCUCUUAAAAUGGCUCGUGAGGCUGAAGAAUACAUGACGAGUGAUCUUAGACCCUUCCUCCAUACAGAAUUUCUCCAGAACCUUUGGUGAUCCCUCUUCUUCAGUUCAUCCCACUCAUUUUCUAUAGUGUUCACUGUUCAGAUCAAGGAACUAUAGGAUGGCUAUGGCAUGACUUUGAUUUUGUGCUCAGUAAGUCUUUUUAACCAAUGUGCUGAUGGAAGACCUAACCACGACCCAUUAUAAGAUUUCUAACAGAGCAAGUCAGGCUUAGGUUUUUUUAUCUGCUGGUAUUUGACAUAAUACAUGACGCCAUGUAUCUGAACAAGAUGUCCAGAACCCCUGGUAUAAAAGUAGGACCACAACAAUAAAGAUCAGGUGGUAUAUUUAACUGGAAAAUGGCAUUUUUAUCCCUGUGUGCACCAAACCCAUUUUGUGUUUUUGAUGCCAAUAAACUCCAUUUCAUAUGGCUGUAGACCCCAGUCCUGGUUGAAGUUCCAGAAUGGCAAAUUAAUAUGGUGGAGUUUUUUUUUUGCAUGAGAGCUGUAGAUUUGUUUCUUGAACAGUGUCCCAAACAACAUGUGGUGAUGGAGGUGCAGUUUGCAUUUAUUUUUUUAAUACUUUCUGACCCCGAACUUAAACUUAUUUCUGCAAUUCUCUGUCUGUGAUCCUUAAAGAGUCUUUGGCUACUCAAAAUGAUUCUUCUCACUGUGCAAUGAAGACAAUAGACACACAUUCUCUUUAAGGCAGAUUUAUGUAAUGAUUAAAACUUGAUCAUUGCCCUGAUGUCUGCAAUGAGAAUUUUUAUUGUUUUAACUAUUUCCUUAGUCUUUUUAUUUUGUAUAGCUCAACAAUCUUUUGCUGCACAUCAGGGCCCGUAUUCACAAAACAUUUUAUAUCACCACUAAGAGCUCUCCUAAAGAGCAGUUCACGUUUUUAGUUAAGAGUUUCCUCUUAAAACCUAUUCACAACACUGCUGAGAGCAACUUUUACUAAGGAGCAGAAAGAAAUCUUAAGCUAAGAGAAAGGGCGGGGUUGACCUCGUUGCUAUGGAUGAUGUCAGCAAGCUUGCUGACUAUGACCACAGUGAUUGGCUGAUAGAGGAUGGGUCUCUGUCCGUCCUUUAAUCAUAGAAAUAUUGUAGAAAGAGGUCUCAUGCUGACAUACUUAAAUUGAUAUCUUAAAAUAUAAUUGCUGCCAUAUUCAAAUUAAGAUCAAAUAUAUGCUAAAUUACUAAUUAAACAAGUGAAGUGUUAAUUUUCAAAUAUGUUUUUUAUUGGGCAUUCCAAUUAAUAUAAAUUAAACUGCAGUUGGGUUUUUAUUAAGUGAUAUUGACUCUAGUGCUGUAGUACUCGAGUCCAGUCUCGGACUCGAGUCCGGACUCGAGACGUUUUUUAAUGGUCUCGGACUUGUCUUGGACUCGUUGGUAUUUGAACUCGGACUUGUCUCGGACUUGGUCAUUGGUCUCGAAAAUGUUCUAGUCGGUCUCGUCCGAGUCCAGCGAUAUACGUUUUAUUUUCUCCUUCAAAACAAAACACUGAUAGAGCAAUAUUCUUGUGAUCCGAAAACUAAUGAUCCGAAAACUGUUGCCGACUCUAGAACGAGAGCUGCGCGUGCUCAUAAGUUCUCUUUUCACACAGCAGUUCAGUUCAGUGUGUGCUGUUGUUGUAACUAAAUAACUCUGGUAUAUUGGUUCAAGUCCGCGGGACUGUCAUGCACGCCAGAAAGUGAAUAACUGAAUUAAUUUGUGGAUAAUAUUAAGUGUUUACGGGAGACGCUAAACGGGAACGAUUCAGCUGAACUGGUUCCACCGGUUCACUAAAAAGAAAGAACCGGUUCAAAUGAAUGAUUCGUACGCGGCGCGAACCAGCGUCAAUCAUUCAUCAGGCACGAUGUCAGCGAGCAGCGGCAUAAUACAGAUUGGUUUUACAAACCAUAAUAAAUGUAUCGACAGUGCGCUUAAAAGGAAACCUUUUGCAACAAAACUUUCCCCGAAACGUGGGACAACAUCCAAUUUCGUAAGACACCUGCAAAGGCAUCACAAAGAGAGGUAAGUUAAUGCCAUGUUUCAGAGUUAGCAUUGCAUUUGAGUAUUUUAGAAAGUUUGGAAAGUAGGGCUUAAAGAUAAGAUUGAUCGUAUUUUUUUGUCAUUGUGAUGAACAUGUUAUUUAAGGAUGGGCACCGACGUGCUUAUAAACGUGCUUAUAAACGAGCCGUUGAGCCUCUGCUCUUUCUAGCGGCUCCUCUAUCGAACACGCACAUGCACGGGCAGGCGCGCACACGCACACACACACACACACACACGCACAAAAGUGUUCAUUGCUGCACAACCUUGCUGUUAGGAGGGCUGAUAAAAAAGUUCCUUAAAAAAGUAAUAAACAGUUACACUUCGGCUUUGUGACUUUAGUGCUAUACCUAUAUAGUAAAAAUAAAAUGACCUUAUUUUAUCUGCUUUUUGAUCAUUACAAACAAUAAUGAAAAUGAUUAUCUUAGAAUAGAAGAUAUGCUGUCUCUUGCAUCACAUAAAUUAUCAAUAGUUAAGUAUGUGGUCUUGUAGUCAUGAUUUUUUUCUGUCUCUGUCUUGACUGUCUCAAUUGGACUCGGUCUUGACUUGGACUCGAACCUCUUUGGACUCGGACUUGACUUGGACUCGAACCUCUUUGGACUCGGACUUGACUUGGACUCGAACCUCUUUGGACUCGAACCUCUUUGGACUCGGUCUCGACUAGUCCUGGUCUUGGACUUGUCUUGGACUCGACAAUGGUGGACUUGACUACAGCCCUAAUUGACUCUAAAGGCCAGCUAACAAAAACAUGAUAACACAAUAAAAAAACAUGAUUUUUGAAAUAUUUAAAAACAAGGAGUUAUCAGUUUUUGCAAAUAAACUAUAUGUUCAUGUAAAGUAUAUGUUCAGCUAAUUAUCAGCAUUUUUUGCCUGUCUGCAUCUCAGAAACAGUUAGAAGAUAUUAGUUGUCUUUUAAGCUUAUUGUCAUGGAAUCUUUCUAAAAUGUUUAGGUUUCAAGGCAGACUGCUGUGGCCUGUAUCACGAAGCGAGGUGAACAAACACUGAGUUGCAAAGUUUGAUCCAGAGUUUGUGAGGCGCGUGGACCUGAAAGUGUGACACGUGCGGCAAACAGCCAAUCACACGGAACAUGGAAAGCAUCAUCAGUUUGAUUGACUUCUUGCGAGUAUCAGCACAAUUCACUUUUCUGUUGAAGAUGAAGAGGUCAUUAUGAAAAAAUUUCAUGAAUUGAAGCACAUUUACAAGGCAGGAAUAAACACUGCUGCAGUGAAAGUUUGAGAAGGCAGCUACUGACUAUAUCAAUACAGAAUAAACUGAAUUUAAAUUAUAUAAGUUUACAAUAAGAUCAAAAGAUAAUAUGUAUGUCAUGGUUCUGCUUCUUUUAGUCUUGGAUUUCCUGGUCCUGAGGCAGAGCCAUGACAAAGUCUUUGGUUAUGUGUGGAGAGAAACAUAUUAUUGUCCUUUUGACAAUAAUAUGCGUUCUCUCCAGUGUCUUGUCAUUGGCCCCGCCCCUCUCAUUUCAUGUAUUGCUUUCCUUCCGUGUCUAAUGUUUCCCACCUGCCCUAGCUCGUUAUCCCUCCUUUGUCUUUCCUGUAUAUACCGUCAUGUUUCUUUGUCCUGUGCUCGUGUAUUACGUUGUAUAUGGUGUCGUCGAGUGUAUUUGAUGUAGCCCGUGUUUGCUGUGUUCCUGUGAAAACCACGUCCUGUCUGCUUCCUGUUAUCUUGUUUUCUUGUUUAUAUCCCCAUCGUGGGUGUUUUGUUUUGUACCUUUGUUUUUUGUCAUUAAAUAUAUAUAUCUGUUAACCCCUGAACUGCUGCCUGCAUUUGGGUUCUUCCCUCACACAUCGUGACAGAAUACACGAGCCAUCAUCAAACCCAGUAGGCGGCAUGAACACUGGACAGUCCCACCUAGCUCGCCUCCUCUGCGGACUUCGCCAGGGGAGCGAGAGUGUGGACGAGUAUGUGGAGAGGUUCCUGGAUGUCGCCGAGAAUGGUGUCUUUGGGGAGAAGGAGCUGGCGGUGCUGUUCAACUCCGGUCUCAGGAAUCCACUCUCAAGGGCGGAGAUGAGGGCGUUGAGGCCGUUGGACUUCGACGCCGUGUGGCUGUCUGCCGUGGAGCGGUCGGAGUCCACGGUCUCAACAAGUGCCCGCUACCCAUCUCCGUUGGUCACGAUCCCUGAGGGUGGUUCCCUGCAGAUCGGGGUUGUGGGCAUCGCCACGCCAUCCCCCUCACUCUCGGCAGCCUCUCCACCGUCCACCAGCCUCGUGGGCAAGCGGGGGAGGCGAGCAUCCUGGGAGUCCACCUCCGAAGAGUCCCAGCCGGAGCCAGCCGUGCCUUAUACAUCCUUCCUUCAGCCGACCACCAGGCGGGUGGCUCGGCGGAAGAAAAAGAGGCAGCGUGGACUCCAAUCCAGCAGAUGCAGCAGCCGACGUCCCAGCUGGUGCAGCCGGCGUCCAGUCCGGUGCAGCCAGCGUCCAGUCCCGUGUCCGGUCCCGUGUCCAGUCCCGUGUCCAGUCCCGUGUCCGGUCCCGUGUCCAGUCCCGUGUCCGGUCCCGUGUCCAGUCCCGUGUCCGGUCCCGUGUCCAGUCCCGUCCGGUGCAGCCGGUGUCCCGUCCGGUGCAGCCGGUGUCCCGUCCGGUGCAGCCGGCGUCCCCUCCGGUGAUCCAGCCGGCGUCCAGUCCGGUGAUCCAGCCGGCGUCCCCUUUGGUGAUCCAGCCGGCGUCCAGUCCGGUGCAGCCGGCGCCCAACCUUGCCCAGCUGACUUCCAAGUCGGCGGUCCCCCCCAGGACUUCCUCCCCUAAGUCCCCCAGGACUCCGCGCCCUCGAGCGCAGCCGGGGACUAAGACUGUUCUCCCUUCUCCCCACCCCCAUGGACUGCCCCAUGUGAGCCCUUGUUUGGUCCCACCCCACCUCCCAUGUUUGUUAUUUUUAUUGUCCCACCCAAGUCCCAUUGUUGUUUUGUCUUGUCUGCCCCUGAUUUUGUUCUCCAUGUUUUGUCUGUUCUUGUCUCUAUCUCAGUCUGCCUUGUCUCGUCUGUCUACCCCUUGGUGAGCACCUGGAGGUGCUCAUUAAAGGGGGGGGGGGGCUUCUGUCAUGGUUCUGCUUCUUUUAGUCUUGGAUUUCCUGGUCCUGAGGCAGAGCCAUGACAAAGUCUUUGGUUAUGUGUGGAGAGAAACAUAUUAUUGUCCUUUUGACAAUAAUAUGCGUUCUCUCCAGUGUCUUGUCAUUGGCCCCGCCCCUCUCGGUUCAUGUAUUGCUUUCCUUCUGUGUCUAAUGUUUCCCACCUGCCCUAGCUCGUUAUCCCUCGUUUGUCUUUCCUAUAUAUACCCUCAUGUUUCUUUGUCCUGUGCUCGUGUAUUACGUUGUAUAUGGUGUCGUCGAGUGUAUUUGAUGUAGCCCGUGUUUGCUGUGUUCCUGUGAAAACCCCUGUCAAGUCGAGUUUAGUAAGUCUUUAGUUUAGCUUUUGUCUAGUGUUGUUUAUUUUAGUCUAGUCUAAGUUAGUCUACGUCCUGUCUGCUUCCUGUUAUCUUGUUUUCUUGUUUAUAUCCCCAUCAUGGGUGUUUUGUUUUGUACCUUUGUUUUUUGUCAUUAAAUAUAUAUAUCUGUUAACCCCUGAACUGCUGCCUGCAUUUGGGUUCUUCUGCACACAUCGUGACAAUGUAUGCUUCAUUACUUUAAAAUGCUAUGAUACUAUAAUGAUACAGGCCACCGGUGUAAAAGCCAUUUUUGGAUUGUUGUGAGUUGGUCUUAGUGACUUAGGAGCAGUGUUGGGUAAGUUACUCUGAAAAAUGAAUUACUAGUUACUAAUUACAUAUUCAAUAGUGUAAUUACAUUACUGUACAAAUUACUCUCUCCAAAAAGUAUGUAGUUACUUAUUACUAAUUACUUUCUAUAUCCUAUAUCAACCUUGAUUAGUUAAGUGAUUCAAGGAUAGACAUGAAACGGCUCUUUUUAAUUCAUUCAAAUAAAUAAUAUAAACUACAUAAAGUACUCUUAUUUACUGACCAAAGUAUUACAAAUGUGAGAAUUAUACAUUAAAGCAUUCAUUUUAAAGUUAGACUUUGAAUUUUGAUGUUAAUUCCACUAUUGCACACACAUAUAUUACACAAAGUAGUUUAAUUACAUGAAAAGUAACUGUAAUUAAAUUACAGAAAAAUAAGAGUAAUCCCUUACUUUACUUUGUCAAGUGAAAAGUAAUUCAAUUACAGUAACUAAUUACUUAGUAACUAGUUACACCCAAAACUGCUUAGGAGUCCUCUUCACUACUCCUAACGUUUCACAGAUUUAGGUGCUCGUUUUAGCGCUAAAACUCUUUGUGAAAUAUUCUUAUCGCAAAAUAGGAGUCUGACACGCCCAUUAUUUUUAAAAGUUUCUCCUAAAUCGGCUUAGUUAGGACCUGCUUUAAGCCUCAAGAUGCUUUGUGAAUACGGGUCCUGAACUAUAUUCUUUGGUUUUACCUAUUGUGAUGAAUGAUUAAGGGGGUUUGGGCUUUGUGUUACUUAAUAUUUAUUCUCCUGUGCAACAAGAAGACAUUGUUGUACUGGACUGUUUCUAGUCCCCUUGGUGUGCUAAGAAAAUGUAAAUAUCAAUGGGUAUAUACUUGAGAAUUUUUUUUAAUAAAAGAUCAAAAUGAGAAACAGUGCAGAUAUAUUUUCUUUGCUCAUAUUUACUGAGGGGGCUAAUAUGUUUGUCCCCAACUGUUCACGCAGUUGUGCUCAAAAUGAUCCAUACCCUAGGUAAAUAUGAUCAAGGACACUUGUGAAAAUAAAUCUGCAUUUUUAAUAGUUAAUUUUUUUGAUUUUUUAUUUAAAAAUCAAACUUUUCCUUGGAGCGCAAUCAUUUUGUUUUUUGAUUAAAAUAACAUUAUGAACUAAAUGUUUUUCUUUAAUACACAUAAUUGUAGUUUUCACUUCCUACUGAAUGGAAAUCAAUCUGACGAGACUCACAGAUCAUGUUUAUACAGGACAAACAGUGUCUACACCAGAUCCGUGGUGUGACAUGACACUACUAAAGACAAUAGAACUUAUUAAAAACAAGUCAUUUUUCUCAUCAUCACAUUGUGCCGCAUCCAUUGUGACCAGGUUUACUGAUUAUAAUAGGUUCUAUUGUCUUUUGUCAUGUCCGGUACAGACACAAUGAAAGUUUUUUACCAGUGUGUUACAAUGUAAGCCAUCAGAGUGUCUUGACAGAAACAACAGCGUGGCUUGCUAGACGAUUCAAUGAGAACUGCAGUUUUUCAUGAGACUGUUUUGCCAUGGGGUGUGUUUGGCGUGUGGCGCUGCGCAGAUUGAUCUGCGACAGGCUUAUGUAAAAAAAGUAAUUUUUCUUUUGUAAUUUUACUCCAAAAAGCAAACUUUCUUGUAUUCUAGAUUCAUUACAAGUAAAGUGAAUAUUUCA
Molecule: messenger RNA, 9608 nt
Organism: Triplophysa rosa
Lineage: Eukaryota; Metazoa; Chordata; Actinopteri; Cypriniformes; Nemacheilidae
Product: translation initiation factor IF-2-like
Exons: 2
Coding region: 6098-7012 (304 amino acids)
Source: RefSeq, a predicted model, not a curated record